UAUGGUUGUUUUUUUUUCAUAUGGUUUUUUGAGGUUUACUUUGUUGUUUUGUUUAUGCUGUUUACUCUUUAGAGUUACCAUUUUAAAAUUGAUUUAACAAUGUUAAUAAAUGAACUUCCUGAUGAUUGUUUGCUGACUAUUUUUGAUUGCAUACAAGAUUUAACGGAUUUAGUAAACUGCUUCAAAGUUUGCAAAAAAUGGUGUAAUUUGAUUGUUGUCCGGACUAAAAAAGUUAAAUAUUUUAUUGACCGACCAAAUAAUUUGCCUGAUUCUGUUUGUCAUCUAUCAGAUGAGUUAAUUGAUGUAACAUUUUUGUGCAAAUGGUUUCCAAAUUUAAGGAUUGUCGACUUUUGCAAAUGUGGAGACAUGUCACCCGCUGAAGCAGUUGAACUAAUCAGAGAUUCAGAAUCUUUGAAAGGAACAAUCACCUCAAUCAAUGUCCUCUUUUGGAUUGGGUCGGCCGAUUUGAGUCGGUUACUGAUGAAUGCUAACCUCGAAAUGUUUUCUACUGAAUUAUUGUUUUUCGAUACAAGUUUAAUCCAUGAACAUGUGAAACAAUUGCACCUCCCGCACCCUAAUACAUUUCUGCCCAAAGAUGCAGCGCAUACUUUCCCAAACCUUGAAAGGCUAAAUAUUUGUUGUGUAACAGAAAGCGGAGAUAAUUACUCUAAUGGUCCAGUAAUGGCAAAUCUUAAGAUAAUUGAAUUGAGGUUGAAUUCUAAUGAUUGGGAAGACCCUUGCCGUAUAUUUGAAGUCAUGGAUUCAUGCCCAGCGUUACAGAGUGCUCAUAUCAUCAAUGGUAAUGAUAAUUUUAAAAUCGAUGAUUCAAUAAAAAAUGCAAACUUACAAGAUUUGGUUAUACAAUUUUAUUUUUCAACCAAAUGGGGUAAACUACCAAGAUGCAUUUCGAAAUAUCCAAAUAUAAAGCAUUUGGCAUUACGAAAUUCACAUUUAAGUGAUGAAGACAUCAAGCGAUUGAUAUUAAUUUUGCCAAAACUAACACUACUUGAUGUUCGUGAGUCUUCUGGAGUCACUCAAGAAGCUGCUGAUCAUGUUCGGGACUAUUGUAAGCAGUAUGGCCGAUCAAUCAAGUUUUAUUUUAAAAAAGACGACAAACAAAUUGAAACUGAUUGGCCGCAGUCAUUAAAUCUACCUGAAAAAAUCUGUCGUGGAUUUGAUUUCAUGGAACACUGUUUUUUCAAAAGUUUCGAUGAUUUGCCCCAUCUUUUGGAUCCAAUAGAUGAUUCUUGAUGAUUGGGAAGACUUUCGUUGUUCACUUGAAGUCAUGGAUUCAUGUCCAGCAUUACAAAGUGCUCAUAUCAGCUAUCAAAACGAUAAUAUUACCUUCAAUGAUUUGGUUAUACAAUUUGUGAGUAGGAUUUUGCUAGAGAUUCUCAUAACAAUUUUUUUUCAUUGUAAUUUUGAUUAUGUGAUAUCCAUUCGUUUUUCUCAAUAAUGAGACAGACUUUGAUCUGUCGACUAUUUUUUAUAUUUUGGAACAACUUUUUUUCAUCGCAAUUGUUAUUUAAAUGUUUAUUCUUAUUAUUAUUCGCAUCUUAACAAAUUGACUCUUUUAUCUAUUCUAAUAGUGCAAACCAAGAUUAAUGUCAAAAUAUCCAAAUCUAAAGCAUUUGGCAUUACGACGUGCCCAUGUAAGUGAUGAAUACAUCAAGCAAUUAAUAUUGAUUUUGCCAAAACAA
This is a messenger RNA of Tetranychus urticae (two-spotted spider mite), 1700 nucleotides long. The record is from RefSeq and is a predicted model, not a curated record. Lineage: Eukaryota; Metazoa; Arthropoda; Arachnida; Trombidiformes; Tetranychidae.